UCCUUGACUUGAGUGAGGCUUGCCUGCCUUGCUUGGCUUGCUUGGCGCCCCAACGUGCUGCCCCAGAAGAGACGGCUCGCAAAUAUAAAAGGAUCGCAACCUUCCCUUCCACACCCACCCACCCACCCACCAAACGCAAACUCGCUCUCUUUCGCACUUCUCGCAGCACACUUCGCUUUCUCGCAACCCCGUCCCAACAACACUCCACAACACAACCUAGCAAAAAUGGCUCUCACCUGCUCCGACAUCUUCAAGUUCAUUGCCGCCGUCAUCCUGCCCCCAUUGGGUGUCUUCCUCGAGCGCGGAUGCAGCAUCGACGUCCUCAUCAACCUCGCACUGACGAUCCUCGGUUUCAUCCCCGGAAUCAUCCACGCUUUCUGGAUCAUCCUCAAGUACUAAAUAAUUCGGCGACUCGCAGCCCCACUUACUGUGUAUAUUAUACCCAGUGCCCCGUCGGCGCGUCCUUUGCGACUUUUCGAGAUCGAACUCAGUCACCAUCAGGAUCGCAAUUGCGACCCUACCAACCUGCGCAAAACAAAGCCGACGCCCCCCUACGCAGACGAUUGGAAACUUCCUCAGGACGGGACGCCUGAGAUCGACGUCCGUCCGAAGGAAGCCUUUAUUGCCCCUACUUGGCAGUGGGAAAAAAGUACGCGGUCAAUAGCACGCUCAAUCACCAUCUUCUGCAUCGUGUUUAUACAGCACGAGCAAUCCCCCUAGCUAGGUAGCCAUCCAUCCCCCCCCUCCCUCCCCCUUCCAUUAUCAUAUGUCAGAUAUGUACAUGAAUCACAAGUAUCGCCAUUAAUCUAAUAUUGCGACCAUGACCUGGAUGUCAACCUUAAUGCAUGC
Fimicolochytrium jonesii is the source of this 849-nucleotide messenger RNA. RefSeq names its product putative cation transport-related protein. Lineage: Eukaryota; Fungi; Chytridiomycota; Chytridiomycetes; Spizellomycetales; Powellomycetaceae. The record is from RefSeq and is a predicted model, not a curated record. Gene Ontology annotation, cellular component: membrane. The transcript has 2 exons. The coding region runs from base 226 to 399 and encodes 57 amino acids.